UAUGAUGAUUUUUUUUCAGAUUUGUACAAUGGCCAAAGCUUAUUCCUAGGCACCACUUCUAGUUGUAAGCAGUGUUAGCAGUGCUAAAAUUUCACCAAUAGUUUUUAAUUGUCAACUAUUCUGUACAAUUCUAAAUCUACAGCAUUCCUUUGUACACUGAGACUGGUGUAUUAUUUUUUUUAAACUGAACAAACAAUUCGAAAUGGCAACACAAGAAGAUCGAUCACUUGGAUCUGGAAUUACCAUUCCGAAGUGGAUGAAGAGUAAAAUGAAUGACAAAUUUGACUUGGAUCAAAGUACUUUUUCACCAACCGAAUUGGAUGACAGUUUCAUGCUCUAUUAUAAACGCCCAUCAGCAGUCAGCACAGCUGGGGAUUCCAACGUAAUCGCCAAUCUGCAAAACACAAUUACAGUGGCCCAGGUUAACAAAAAUAAACAAGAUUUUUCUCAGCAUCCGGCUCCCUGUCAGAAAUAUCUUCAAUUUGGCAAAGAUGUGAGCCCUCCUCCUCAAACCACUCCGCAGAUGAAAAUAAAAUCAUCUGGAACUGAUGAUGGAUUCAAAGGUGAGGCCGCCAAAUGUGGUAGUUCCAUUAUCAGGGUCGCCAGUCAGAUGGUCUCUGGAAAAGUGAUUCACGGAUUCACUCUAUCAGAAAAUAACAAUUGUGAUGGAUCCCAGCCACUGGAGAAAUAUGAUGGACAAAAAAGGAGAGGAAGUAAAUCCUUGCCAGCAUCGCCUCUAACAUCACCCCAUUCUUCUCCUAAGUCAAACAGAAAAGUAAUUAAUAAAUAUUUCACUGGGGCCUUUACCGACGUUGAUAGAUCGAAAGGUGGUUGGAUCUUAUCGAAUUUACUGGCAAAACGUGAAAUGUCUGCAUCUGUGGAUCGCAUCGUAGAAUCUAAGGAAGAAUUGGAAAGGUCAUCUUCUACAGCUAGCAUAGAUGAUGUGGGUUUGAAAAAGUCGCCAGUAUUCAAGGCUAAACCUUCUGAACUCAGAGAGAUGAACUUCUGGUCUCCUACAUCAAUGUAGUCAAUUUUUAUAUAUUUUGACCACAGAUCUGUUGCUCUUUAUUCAGUCUGUAAGGUUAUUCUUGUAAGAUAUUGUUCAUGGCAUAAUUUUUAUAUUUAUUUCUCUCUUAUAUAAGACUAGACUAAAGCGUGGAAUUUAGUAUUAAUAACCUGCAUACCAUUUUAAGUAAGGAAAUUCAAUUAUC
Molecule: messenger RNA, 1211 nt
Organism: Leptinotarsa decemlineata (Colorado potato beetle)
Lineage: Eukaryota; Metazoa; Arthropoda; Insecta; Coleoptera; Chrysomelidae
Source: RefSeq, a predicted model, not a curated record